Penicillium lagena is the source of this 1647-nucleotide messenger RNA. RefSeq lists its product as uncharacterized. Bases 1 to 1647 code for a protein of 548 amino acids. NCBI's taxonomy places the organism in Eukaryota, Fungi, Ascomycota, Eurotiomycetes, Eurotiales, Aspergillaceae. The record is from RefSeq and is a predicted model, not a curated record. The transcript has a single exon.
AUGUGCGAGAACGGCAAAUGCUGCCCCAUUGGCGAAACAUGCGUCACCGACGGCUGCUGUCCGGCGGGAGGCGAAGAGUGUGGCUCCGAGGGUUGCUACAACCCCGAAGAAGGAGAAUCUUGCUGCGGUGGCACCGGGAAAAAGUGUCCUGAGGGCUACUUCUGCACCGAAACCGGGUGCUGCCCGACCGGAACCAAACAAUGUGGCACAGGUUGCUACGAUCCCGAGACGGAAGUCUGUUGCAACGACGAAGAAGGGCACACCUGUGAGAUGGGUUACGAUUGUAUGAAAGAGGGUGGAUGUUGCCCGACGGGCAUGAUCAGCUGCGGCAAUGACAAGUGUUAUGAUCCCGAGACAUCCGUGUGCUGCCCUGGCGGCUCUGGUCUCUGCGGGAGACAGAUUGACACUGGCACCUGUGCUCUCGACACCGUCUGUGCGAAAGGGAUGACGUGUGUUGAUGGGAACCAAUGCUGUCCCGAAGGUCAAAAGCUGUGUGGUACGAAGAGGUGUUAUGAUCCCGAGACGGAGGUAUGCUGCAACGACGAAGAAGGGCACACCUGUGAAAUGGGCUACGAUUGUAUGAAAGGGGGUGAUUGUUGCCCGACGGGCAUGAUCAAAUGCGGCAAAGACAAGUGUUAUGAUCCGAAGACAUCCAUGUGCUGCCAGGAUGCUGUAGGGAGCAAGAACUGGGCGUGCAAGGAUGGUUUCCAAUGCUGCGUCGCCUCUGAGGGUUGUUUCGACAGCAAAACGCAGAGAUGUUGCGCAGAUCCCAACGGCCCCUGUGACAUAGAUGCAGCUUGCUGUGGCGGGAAAUGUUGUCCGAAGGGAUACGGGUGCAAUAAGAAUAACAAGUGUUAUAAGAAGCCCACGACUACACGGUCAUCCAAGACCAAACAAUGCAAGACACCAACGCCUACAAGAGUGGCACCCUCGCCCAUGGUGACCGUCCCAUUCGUGUACGACCCUAGACGCAGGCUACAGGAGUCAGCAGAUCCGACCAGUGACGAGAUUUUUGAGAUUUCAAAUCGUGCGGUCUUGAUGAAUAUGUGUGAGGGCAUGAAAAAGCUGAAUGGCGGCAAGGGCACCCAGGAAUACCAAUUGACCUACGCCGGGCCGGGCAAGAGAAAUUGUUGGAAGAUCAGGAACCGAAGGAUCAUGUGUCCUCAGGGCUUCUGCGCCAAGGCCGUCGACGAAUACGUAAAUCAAUUCUACCCUGACGGGAUACCCAACUGGGCAAAAGCAGCUAUUGAGGCCGCCGGUGACAUGGAGUGUGACGAGUUCCCCUUUGCCAAUUCCCUCCAGGGGGGCGAUGCGGUCAGCGGAACUGCUAUGUGUAUUCCAUCAGACGACAACAGUUUCCAAGGUCAAUCAUUAUCUGGCUACUUCAGCCGCAAGGAUAUUGUGGCUGGUGAGGACUAUGUGAUUAAGAUUGUGGGGUGGAAUUGUGACAAGCAAGAGCCCAUGCGCCGGCGGAGGGAUGACCAUGAUGCUACAGUGGAAAUGUCUGAGAGCCUGAUGCCCAUCCUGAACAGACUGGCAAAGCGGGAUGCAUUUGACGAGCCUGUACCGCGAUAUGGAGGUAAGUCCCAAUCCUAUCCUAUUUGUGUCUGGCCCUACUCUUUCCCCAUGCUUAUACAGCGUUGGUAG